GCAUGACACUCGCUUUCAUUUACGAUUUUACAAAGUAGGGAAACACUCAGUACACCUUUUGUAUAUAGUGAACGAAACAUCAUCGGGUUGUGGAAUAUCAUCGUCAGGCCUCUCUCCUCCUCUGAAAGCAAGACAGACCCUCACCCUUAAAGAAAUACAGGCUGACAGAAAGAACAUUCAUUCUCAUCCGCUCCCCGACCUCGGCUUUCCAUCUAUUCCACAUGACUGGGUUAUGCAGCAGCCGUGACCAGCAGACCAGCACCUGUGUUCUUGGUUGAAACAAGAUGUCAUCGGCCAAUGAGAAUGGAGUCAGUGGGUCUAGCAAUAACAGAGAGAAGACAUAUAAAAAGACUACUUCAUCUACCCUAAAAGGAGCUAUCCAGCUGGGCAUCGGGUACACAGUGGGAAACCUGACCUCAAAACCUGACCGAGAUGUGCUCAUGCAGGACUUCUAUGUGGUGGAGAGCGUUUUUUUACCCAGUGAGGGAAGUAACCUGACUCCAGCGCACCAUUAUCCAGACUUUCGCUUCAAAACGUACGCGCCAUUGGCUUUCCGUUACUUCCGGGAGUUGUUUGGAAUCAAGCCAGAUGAUUACCUGUAUUCUAUCUGUAAAGAACCUUUAAUCGAGCUGUCUAACCCGGGCGCCAGCAGCUCGCUCUUCUACCUGACCAGCGAUGAUGAAUUUAUCAUCAAAACCGUCCAGCACAAAGAAGCUGAGUUUCUGCAGAAACUGCUUCCAGGAUACUACAUGAACCUCAACCAGAACCCAAGGACUCUCCUACCCAAGUUCUACGGGCUCUACUGCGUCCAGUCGGGAGGGAUGAACAUUCGCGUCGUUGUUAUGAACAACGUUCUACCACGAUCUUUAAAGAUGCACUACAAAUAUGACCUGAAAGGCUCUACGUACAAGAGACGGGCGUCUCGUAAGGAGAGAGAAAAAUCCUGUCCCACCUAUAAAGACCUUGACUUUGUGGACAUGCACGAGGGCUUGUACUUUGACCCAGAGACAUACAAUGCCUUGAUGAAGACAUUACAACGAGACUGUCGGGUGCUGGAGAGUUUUAAAAUCAUGGACUACAGUCUGCUGCUGGGGGUGCACGUACUGGAUCAGGGUAACAGACUCCGAGACGGAUCGGAUUGGAAGAGAACUUUAACGCAGAAAGUUCUGUACUCCACAGCCAUGGAGUCCAUUCAAGGAGACGGCAAAUCUAAUGAGGCCAUGACCGCCGACAAUACAAUGGGAGGAAUUCCUGCAAGAACAACCCGAGAUGACAAGCUGCUUAUUUUUCUGGGCAUAAUUGACAUCUUACAGUCUUACAGGUUCAUUAAGAAGUUGGAACACUCGUGGAAGGCUCUGGUCUAUGAUGGUGAUACCGUGUCUGUGCACAGGCCAAGUUUCUAUGCAAACAGAUUUCUGAAGUUCAUGAGCAGCAGAGUAUUUCGGAAGACCAAUGCAAACCGCUAUUCCCCGAGCAAAAGGCAGAGGAACUCCGUACCAGCACUGAAGUUCUCCUCUCAGGAGAUUCUGUCUUCACAGAAGGAUGAGAAGCGGGAGGAGAGAAUCGACAGACUCGGAGGAGCACGUAGUCUAGCUAGUCUUGAUGGACCAGCAUUCUGGUCAUCUAACCGUCCCGACCUGGUCCCUCAAACACCCUACCAGUAUGAGGCCACUUCCACGCGCCACAACCUCCCCCCGCCCUCCAUUUAUGUGACAGAUCGCUACCUUGAUGCCAGAUCCAAUGAAAGAUGUGCCAUUGGUUCAACCUUUACAUUGGAGGACAGCGCCAUCUGUCUGACAUCUGAGCAAAGCACCAUGGAGAUAGAUAGAGAUGAUGACUACGUGCUGGAUGUCUAUUUUUGAGGACCAACAUGAGAUGAACCUCUCAUCACAUCACCUGCUUCUGUAGUCAUCUGGAUCUUCAAGUGCCGACAGCUCCCCUUCUGCCAAAACAAGAUGCCAAUUUGCAGACAUUCGCCAACUAACCAGCAGCUGCAAUCAUGCGUAUCUGUACUGUACAUCACAUCACAAUGCAGGAGAAGUCCAUGGACUCUGGGGAAACCUGCAUGUGAAUUGCAUUUCAUCGUAGUGCCAAGAGCUAAUCAAAACUUUUUCCUCACGGAUGCCAUUAACCAAAUGCUGAUUGUGCUUUUGUAGUCCACCAUUGCUUUUGAGAGGCAAAAGAACUUUACAGAUCAUCACGGCAGCUCUGUGGUCAGCAUUCUUCAUUUAAGAGACAUGCAAUAAAUUUGCUCCUUUGAUAUGCAAAGAAGCUUUAUAAACAGCUCUCCACUAUACCUCCUUAGUAUCUAGAUUUUAGGGGCCUAGAUGCAAAGCUCGGUGACUUUAGGUAACAAAGCUGUUCAUAUAUUUGUAAAUGUGCAUUUUUCAUACAUCACACAAGUGUGGUAGCCCUCCUCACUGGAAUAAUAAUCUUGACAUUUUAAUUCCAAGGAAACCGUUUGUAGAGGAAAAUCUAUGUGUGACUUGAAGAGCACAAACACACUUUGUACUGUAAAUGUAUGUUUCUUUCAAUGUAUAGCUAAUUUAUUCCGGUACGUCAAAAAAUAAUUCACGUCAACAGAGUAUCAUUUACACUUUUCAUAGAUGCCAGAAUAUUUUAUGCUUAAAGGCAGAUGAUCAGCAAGACUUUCAGGUGGGGACGGGAGAGUUUCACAUGUGCAUUCUCUCAGGAAAUCUGCUUCCUAGAGGUCAAAAAGAAUGCUGAUGUUAGACGCUUAAAGUGCAUUAUGAUUUUAAAUACCAUAUCAGAACCGUCUUUUAAAUAUUAUUGCACGUUUUGUUUGUUUUGAGGCCAUAAUUUAUUAAAUCAUUAUAAAUGAA
Molecule: messenger RNA, 2843 nt
Organism: Triplophysa dalaica
Lineage: Eukaryota; Metazoa; Chordata; Actinopteri; Cypriniformes; Nemacheilidae
Gene: pip5k1bb
Product: phosphatidylinositol-4-phosphate 5-kinase, type I, beta b
Exons: 15
Coding region: 285-1862 (525 amino acids)
Biological process (GO): phosphatidylinositol metabolic process
Molecular function (GO): phosphatidylinositol kinase activity
Source: RefSeq, a predicted model, not a curated record